CCCUGCAUUUUGUGUACUGUUUGUGUAAAAAAUAAUAGAUAGAUUUACACGUUUUCUUCGUCGUUUGCAGCAAAAAAAAGAUCAAAUAUAAUGCCUGAGAGCGACGUAACCAAAAUGAAAGUUGCAGAUCUGAAGCGGGAGCUGAAACUUCGUGGUCUUCCGAUGCACGGCAACAAAAAUGAGUUGCAGGAGCGUUUGCAAACUGCUUUGCUUGAGGGGGAUAUUUCGCUCGAGGAUAGCGCUAUCACGGCGCUCGAAGACGACGACGUCCUGCUUACUGAUGAGGAUGAGCACAAGUUGCUGGAGGAUGAUCACGACGAUCUGCUUCUAAAAAGCCCCGUCAGCACACCAACAACGGUUUCCGAAUCAUUGCUGCCCACCACAGCAAAGGACGGCAGCAGCAUUGCUGUAACGUCAGCGGCAGAAUCCAGUACCACAGCUGAGACACCAAUAACCAGCACUGGCGGGUCAUCUGCGCAGCCCGCUAAGAAGAUCGUCCUGAAGCGCAAUAAUUCUCAGCCAUUGUCUGAGGCAGGUGGCACUGCGGCAUCAACGACGCCGUCAGUGGCAAAGGAAAACGCGGCGCCCGCAAGCGAGAGUAAAUUGAUACGGAAACCUAUAGUGGCGGGGGCUAGCGUUGCCAAGGAUACGGAUAGUACCAAUUCAAGCGAAAAGAAACUAACCGAGCUAACUGCUCAGGAACGUUUGGAGCUGCGCGCUAAGAAAUUUGGAAUCACAAGCGGUGCUACUGCAGCUUCUACGAACGUUAAUAAAUCCUCGAGUGCAUCCAUUGUGGCUAACAAAGGCAACAAGGAGACUGAGGAACAGCAGAGAGAGGCAUUAAAGCGUAGAGCCGAACGCUUUGGCUGUGUGGUGCCCGAUAAGACUCCCAAAACUGCAGUAGAUGAGCGAUUGCAGAAGCGCAAGGAGCGCUUUGGUGUUGUCAUCUCCACCGAUUCCAAGACAGGCACCAGCACGAACUCCGCAGGCAGCAUCUAUGCAGAGAAGGCACGCGCACGCUUGGAACGCUUCAAGGCUACAGUAGAGGCUAUGCCCACAAAAUAGGCGGCCACCAUUCUUUUUCUUAAAUAUAUAUUUUUCUUUUCUAUAAUCAUGAAUUUGGACGCACAUCCUAAAUACAAUUUGUAUCGUGACAAAGUUAAUUGAAGCAGAACCCGGUAAUCAAUUAAACGCCUCUUGUUCUGGGAUAUUGCACUUUAAAAAAAAUAUAUAAGUCAUCAAUAUAAGCAUGCAUUGCUAUAUUAAUCUUAAGUGAAAAACGAGAAUAUAAUAAUAAUAAUA
Messenger RNA from Scaptodrosophila lebanonensis, 1302 nucleotides. RefSeq lists its product as uncharacterized. Gene Ontology annotation, biological process: poly(A)+ mRNA export from nucleus. Gene Ontology annotation, cellular component: nucleus. The coding region runs from base 91 to 1065 and encodes 324 amino acids. The record is from RefSeq and is a predicted model, not a curated record. The transcript has 2 exons. NCBI's taxonomy places the organism in Eukaryota, Metazoa, Arthropoda, Insecta, Diptera, Drosophilidae.